GUCAGUUAUCAGCCAAUCAGAGCCUUCGUUGUUGCUCCGACGUUAGCGCGUAGACUUUCGAUCUGAAGUCGGCAGCAUAAAGAAGUUGACGAGCGUUGUUUUUAUAGAUAGGAAGCCAUCGGUGUUUAUCUAUGGUUUUUAACGAGUCCUGUUAAUCGUUUUUAUGUCGUGUCUAGUCAUAAAAACACACAGAGAGGACCUUUUUUUCGGGCUCUUUUUUAAAAUUUAGCUCCUUAAGUCACGAUGCUAACUAGCUAGCUAACGCUACUUUAGCCAACCCGGGUCUAGAAUCUGAAAAGAUGAAUCGCUAUGAAACAAGAUCAUGUUUUGUUGCCACGACAGAGAGACAUUGAAGAGGAAAUCGGUGAGUGUGUGUUUCUUUAUAUAUAUAACCGUUAAAUCCUCUCAGUCUUCAGUUUAACUGUUGUCUGAUUCGCCGUUUUUAAUGUUUUACAGUGUGUCGUUAGGUUUCUGUUCUCCCUCCGUUUCCUGGUUUCACUUUACUUAAAGCAAUUAUACUCUGGCUGUUUAAAGUGAUUACUCAUUCAGCACGAACAACUGCUAUAAAAAGAGGCUGUCAUAUUUUCAUUAUUGGCUGAAUUUGGGUUAAAAAUAGAGGGAUAUUCUCAGGGGUGUGCAGUUCUCGCCUGCAUUUGUCAUCAGAAACUUCUUUUUGCUAAUACGAAUUGGCUCUUAUUCAAACCUAAAGUAAACAGCUCCUUAAAGGGAUACUCUGGCGUAAAGUUAAGUUAGUGUCAAACACAGCUUAACACUGUGUUAGACACCCCCUCGAGAGAUGAAUGUUGUCGACCGUUUGCUUCAUAAGUGAAACCAACUUUAGUAACGACCGCACGAUAGCAAUACACAGCGGUCUGAGGAGCCAUAAACAAACCUCAACCAAAACGCCACUCUAUAGCCACAAAUAAUGCUCAGAACAGUACAUAUAGGGUCCCAGCCAUAGUACUAGCCACCAAACAUCUUUCUAGCUUUGACUAAUUUCUAUAGCGAAGAGACUAAACACAACUCACCUACUCUCUUCCAGCAGCCGCUUGUUUGUAGAGACCUCGGGCCAGUCCAUUACAGACUACAGCGGGGUGACGCAGCUCAAGGAAGAACAUUUAUGAUCAUUUCUUCAUGGAAAUUCAACUUUAUUUGUAUGGCACUUUUCAUACAAAAAAACCCAACAAUAAUGAGAAAAAAAAACAACCCUCCCAUCCACACACACCCAUGAACCCACACGCACACAGAGACACUCACCUACACAUACGCACAGAGAGACAUGGCCUGACACCAAGACAUUACGCAAAGAAAGAGCUACCUUUAGGAAACACUGGAGAUAAAAGAUAAAAAUGAUAAAAAAAAGAAAAAGUAAAACCUGAUGAACUAAAACAAGAAAAUAAUAUUAAAUGAACAGAUAAGUAAAAGCGCCUUACCAUAAAAAAGGGGGUAAAAGAAGUAAAAACCUGUGACAGGAAUUAAGAAAAAGACUAAGAACAGAGAUAAUUAAUGGAAUGACAUGAGAUAAACAUUAAGAACUUUGAUUCAAAUAAAAAUUUGCAAUUAGAGAAAAAUAUAAAAUGGCAAUUAGUGAAAAGCCUGGUUAAAAAAGUGAGUCUUGAGCCUCUUCUUAAAAACAUCAACAGUCUCUGAGGCUCUCCGGCAGGCUGUUCCACAACCGGGGACCAUAAAAACUGAAAGCUGUGUGUUUUUGUUUUGACUUUGGGUAGGUUAAAAGGCCUGUGCCUGAGGACCUCAGGGUCCGCGAGGGUUGAUAUGGUCAAAAUAAGUCAGAUAAAUAGGAGGGGCCAAGACCGUUAAUACAUCUAAAGACUAAUAAAAGAACCUUCAAAUCAAUCCUGAAUCCAGACAUGAUAAAGAAAUGAUCAUAAAUGUUCUUCCUUGAGCUGUGUCACCCUGCAGCAGUCUGUAAUGGACUGGCCCGAGGUCUCUACAAACAAGCGGCUGCUGGAAGAGAGUAGGUGAGUUGUGUUUAGUCUCUUUGCUAAAGAAAUUAGGCAAAGUUAAAAAGAUGUUUGGUGGCUAGUGCUGUGGCUGGGACCCUAUAUGUCCUGUUGAUGAAGUUAGGUGCUGUUCUGAGCAUUAUUUGUGGCUAUAGAGUGGCGUUUUGGUUGAGGUUUGUUUAUGGCUCCUCAGAUUGCUGUGUAUUGCUAUCCUGCGGUCGUUACUAAAGUUGGUAUGACUAGAGAAGCAAGCCGUGGACAACAUUAAUCUCUCGGGGGGGUGUCUAACUCGGUGUUAUGGUGUGUUUGACCCUAAAUUAACUUUACGCCAGAAUAUCCCUUUAAGCCCAUGGUGAACAGCUCCUUAAAUGCAUCACAUUCAUUGUGGUCAACUACAACACUGCCACUUUCCCAUUUGCAGAUUUUAUUGUUCAGAAUUGGGUUUAUUGCCAAGUAGGUUUACAGAGGACGAAUCUGUCAUGGUGGUUUGAUGAUAAAACUAUAAACGCAGAGAUCCAAUAGAAAUGAAAAUAGAGUCAAUUAAAGUUAAAAUUUAAGUUAAAAGUGUUUUAACAGCAGUAAGAAGACAGAAAAAGAUACACUUAAUAAAAUGGUUGACUUUUAAAAAACUUAAAACAUACAGUAGAUCAAAUCUGAUACAGACAGCUCUGCGUUUCUUCAGAAUGAUAGGAGCUCAAAAUCGAGCAACAAACUUAAAACAACUCUAUUGACUUCAUGUUUUUAUGGUCAUCCUUUAAUACAGAUGAAAAGCAUUUUGAGUUUACAUGAAUCAGAAGUCGUAAAAGUCUCUGGGCUGUGGUGUUGUCAAUGAGGGUUUAUUUUAUCUGCUUGAAUUUAGAUGUUUUCUUUUUAUUUCCUCUAUAUAAUGAGUUCAUAAACCAUAAGUAAGGCUUUAAAGCAGAGGAGUGUCUCUUUGUUUGAGAUGUUCAAGCCCAAUUUCUCUCUCUUUGUAGAAACAGUAAGAAUUUUUGAUGGCGGUGGCUCCCGCCUCGAUGGCGGAUAAGAUCAUAGUCCUUGACGAUGAAGAGGAUUGUCCUCGGCCCUCCUGCUCUGCCUCCACCUCGUCUUCGCAGCAUCAAGCCAAAAACUUCUCACCGUUCAGAGCUCAGCAGUCUGCCCCCACCCACAUCACCAAGUCACCUUUUGCCUCAGCCAAGAAGGACUCGCAUGUUCUGCAGGUGGAAAACCAGAGCUUGUUUGCCGAGGUAAGCUCACAUGAAGAGGCUAUCUAUUUUUCUAUCACUCGACAUCCCUUUGCACUACUACCUAAAACCAAUACUUUAAUGACUGACAGCCUGAUUGAACAACUGAGACCUGUAAUUAUGUCUCCACAUCAAGAGAAAGUGUAAACCAGUCAAACCCGAGUCUCAUUAUUCUGUUAAUAUUUUGACAUUUUUAUCUGAUCCUCUCACACCACAACAUUCUCGGUAAUCUUUCCCGCCCCUUCUUAUAACUCUCUUCAUUUCUGCCUGUAGUUUGUGGAGCACUGCUCAGCACUCACUAAGGACUGCCCCGAGGUCUUGACUUUCCUCCAGGCCAAGCACUCAAAGGCCUCCCCCGAGUUCCUGUCAUCGGUGGAGUUCAGGAACACUCUGGGACGAUGUUUGACUCGUGCUCAGGCCAACCGCUCCAAAACCUUUGUCUAUAUAAACGAACUGUGCACGGUGCUCAAGAAGCAUGCGGCCAAGAAGAGGCAGACCCUCAGCAAAGUUCAGCCUGAGCCUUGUACCUCAACGUCAAACUCUCACCAGUCUACCUCUGCUAACCUGAGAAGUAAAAACAAGACUAAAGAUAAGACGGAGGAGGAGGAGGAAGAUAGUGGCAACGUGGCCUCAGAUGAUAAGCAACCCUCCUCAUCAGCGCUGCAGGAAGGCACCGAGGAAGAUAAACGGAAGGAAGAGGAAGCUGAGAAAAAGGCAAAUCGGGCGUCUAGGAAACAGGUUUGUGUUGAACACCGUGUAACAUAAUAACUGUUGGCAUUGGACUCGAAAAAAAAUAUUCAGGGAGUUCUGUGAAGGCAAAAACAUCAAAUCACUCAUCAUGUGUGUUUACAUUUUUUAGAUGGCGUACCUGGAGAACCUCCUGAAGGUGUACAACGAAGAGAUCUGCCGCCUGCAGCGAGCCGAGCUAAACUUGAACGACAUGGAAACUGAGGACUCUUCAUACAUUCAGGAGCACAAACUCAAGCGCAAAGUAAGGCGGAAGUUGGGGCUAAAAAACAGCCGGGAAAUAAGAACCGGGUCGUACGAGAACUUAUCACAACUCUUUCCUGCAUUCUCCUCUUCCAGAUGAUGAAGAUUUAUGAGAAGCUGUGUGAACUGAAGGGCUGCAACACGCUGACAGGCCGAGUCAUUGAGCAGAGGAUCCCCUACAACGGCUCACGCUACCCUGAGAUCAACAGACGGGUAGAGUAUUAGAAAUGUUAACUUGAAAACGAGAGGAAUCCCAGUGUAUUUCAGUCACAAGAGAGACUUUAUCGAACACUCCUGCUAACUGUAGAUAUCCAUAAAGUUCAAGGGUCACUUCAAACACACCAUAAAACUGAGUUAGACACCCUCUCGAGAGAUUCAAAUUGCUGGCCGCUUGCUUCUCUAGUUUUACCAACUUUAGUAACGACCGCAGGAUAGUAAUAAACAGCGGUCUGAGGAGCCAUAAACAAACCUCAACCAAAACGCCGCUCUGUAGCCACAAAUAAUUGAUCAGUUUAUUUGUCUCUUUCAUUAGUUUUUCUCUUUUAGCGAGUUUGACAUGAUCGUGAAUCUUUGCCUGCAUCUCUUCCGUCCGUCAGAUCGAACGUUUCAUCAACAGUCCUGAGAUGCAGAGGAGCCCUCCGGAUUACCAAGACAUCCUCCAAAAAGUAAUACAAGCCAACGAGCGCCACAACCUGAGCCUGAGCAGGAAACAGCUCAACCAGAUCGCCCAGGAGGCCUUCAGAGAGACCGGUCACCUCAUGCAAGAGAGGCGCCACCUGGACCUGGUGUACAACUUCGGCUCACACCUCACCGACAGCUACAAGCCCGGUAAGACUUCAGGCAGUGACUGUGACUGUGUCCGAUUGACCGUCGGAGCAGAUUUCCCCCCAAAAAACAAUCACAAUCAAACUGUGGUUUACUCUCUUCACUUGUCUGCCCUCUCUAAAGCUACAGACCCGGCUCUGACAGACCCCUCUCUGCUGCGAAAGCUGCGCUCCAACCGAGAAAUGGCUCUCUCCCGCCUGGAGGAGGUCAUCACCCAGUAUGCCGGCAAACAAGAGGAUGUAGAGGAGCAGGAGAGGAUGAAACGACAGGAGAAAGACAGCAAAGACAAAGAGGUACGAGAGUUAUUUACAAAUGCGUUCACUCUCAACAAUAUUAGAGGAAAUAUACAUGAGGACGUGCUCGUAAUGAGACAAAGGCAACGUGGUGAGAGCUUUUCUCAGGAUAUAUAACUGAAUGAAACUGGUUCUGGUUUUCACUCCACACUUCUCGUCUUUCCAGGGCACUAAACCAGACAACGAAGAGGACAAAAAGGAGGCGAACAAAGUUGAAGAGGAAGGAGAGGAAGAGGUGGAGGGGAGCGAUGACGACGAUGAUGAAGAAGAUGACGAAUCUUCAGACCCAGACAUUGAGGAGGAGAUUCGAGCCAGCACUCAGCAGGUCGGACCAGGUAAGAGAAAGAAAAGAGAACGAUGUCAAGAUCACAACAACAUCAGCUCUGUGGAAGAUGGUUCAGGGGGUGACCCUGGUCCAGAUCUUCAUUCAGUCUGGUUGUGUCUUUGAUGACUGAUGGUAGGGCUAGAUGAUAAAAAGAUAAUGAUAUCAAAAAUUAGUUUCCCUCAAUAUCAAUAUAAAACAUGGUUUAUAUGCUUUAGAGACUUUAUGCUGAAUUCGAACCAAGUAGCGAACAGCUACGUAGUAACAGGCAGCAGCUACACGCAACCAUAACACUUUAACACGUGAAGCGGCCAGAAUGUUGGUGAGAAAAUAAGAAAAUGAGUGCAUGAUGAUAUGACGAUAUCGUCAACAACACAGGCAAGAAAGCGUCGGUGGUGUGGAGGUAUUUUAGUUUUUUUUUUUGAGGUCCGACAUGAAGCAGAGAAAUGUGUAAAUUAUGUCGAGUUCAUGUUCUCACAAAGUCAUAAAGUUGGGAAAUAACUCACAUCUUUUUCACCACCUGAAGCAGCGCCACGCCGCGGAGCACAUACAGCGCAAAAGGUUACAAACCCCGUGUGAAGCAAGGAGCCCAUGGCGCCUGUGCGGCCGAAACAGACGACCAAUCAGUCCGCUUUCUCUAGAGCAACGACUCACAACAAAACGUCAAAGAGACACAAAGACCUCAGAGAUGCAGGAGAUUAUUGAAUUGCAAAAGACAUGCGACCAAUAAACACUGUUAAAUCUUAUUUUUUAUAUCAUGAUAUUUCUCGACAUCGACUGAUAUGAAAAAAAUAUAUCCUGAUUAACUUUUUCCCAUAUUGCUCAGCCCUAACUGAUGGUAUCGUAGACUCGAGGCAUAAACUCCUGUCUGACAUGUUUGAUUGUGGCGGCUCCAGUAGAAACCACCAGAGCCUGGACGAAAAGUGGUUAAUACGGCUGUUUGGUAUUUCACCUCUCUUUGUAGAUGACGAUGAUGAAGAUGACAGCAACGAGGCAGAACAAGCUGCUGAUAAAACCAGCAAGGAGGAUCAGGCCGACCAGCUGUCAGAGAGCGUCUUCACGGGGGCGGAGGGAAACGCCAACCAUGAGGAGGAGGAGCCCGUCACAAGUGGCCUCAGUCCUCCUGAUUAUGAAAACAAGUCACAAAUCUCCCCGCUGUCUGACAUCCCCUCUCCCAGACACAGCCCCAGCCAAUCAGAGUCCAUACAGACUGAUGACCACCAGCCGUUGUCCAAUGGUAACCUCACAAAACUCAAGGAGCCCGUGGAUUCCUCCAAUCAUGUUUCUCUUGUGCUGGUAAGCACGAGCAAGAACACCGAGGACUCCCCCUCUCCUCCAGCAGCCAACGGCGUGUCCAUGUCACAGGCAAUCAUCAUAGAGUCAUGUGACACGCAAACGAUGAUCGACACAUCGCCACCGCCCAGCCCCAGAACCAGGGGGGGCAAGAAGAGGAAGAGGGAGGAGGAGUCCCAAAACAAGAGGCACAUCAUCAUCCAUGACAGGUACGGUGAGGUUAGAUUGAAGUUACCUGGAGAACUUUGGGAGCAACGAAACGUGAGACAUCUGUGUGAUAUACAAAAACAGAAAAAGACGGACCUCGGUCAUCUUUGGUUGUUAUAGUUUGAUUCUAGUUAAUGAGGUCGACUUAGAGAAUCAUGUUUGAUCGUGACUUAUGUUAAUGUUAAUCAUAGUCAUGAUCCUUGUGUUUUUCUUCUACCUGUUCAUUCCUUUUUCUCCCGUCUCUCUCCCUCCCUCCUCAGUGAGGUCGAUAUUCCUCUGGACAUGGGCGUUUACACCUGCAAUUCCCCACCGCCGGCCGACUUCGCCAGGGAUGACACGCCAACCCGGGACAUAGUCAGCAGCUCGCAAUCGACGCCGCCUCCUAAGAAAAACAAGGUGAGAGCGUGUGUGAGCGUGAGGUCAGGCAUUAACUGACCAGCAGCUUCUUCGGAUCAGAACGAGUUCAUGUUUGUGAAAUCUGUCCAGUUGUUCCUUUUUUGGUGGGUCAGUUUUGUUUGUGCCGUUUAAAGGCAUAGUUGACGAUCAGAGAGAUUAGUAAUUAUAAUGAAUCUCGUUUCUAUGGCGAUCAUGGUCCUAUAGUGCGAUCUCCACAAAGUGAGGAAAAGAUCCGUUCAUCCUCACAGGUGCAGGGCUGCAAAAGCAUUGACCAAUGGGAGCCGUCCGUCCCAGACAGCUCCUAUUAGUCAAUCCCCUGCUCCGCCUCUCCAUCCAAUCACCUCGCUGUAUCUGACACACCCCUCUCCCGUAGUUUUCGACUCGUCCCCUCCCACUCUCCCGAAGCUCUGAGCAGCUAAAAGUAGAGUAGCAGCUUAGCUACAGGAGCUGUGAUGGAGAAGGACACAAAAAAAACACUUCUACUUGCCUUCUACCUUCAUCCCAUCAUUGUGAAGUGUUGAAAACUAGAAUAACGUGACCAGAAGACUCUGCCCGCCACAAUAAAAGAAGUCAGAGGUCGCACACUUAUAACUCUUUCACUCUGUCUCUACAGGUCAACGUCGCCACCCAGUGUGACCCUGAGGAAACCAUCGUCCUGUCAGACUCGGACUGACCUUUGACCUCUCACUGUUCUGCAAUAUAUGCCCACCUCACACUGAAACUCUUUUUUUUUGUUUGUUCUAAAAGCACGUCUGUCCACAGACUGCUCCCAUCUGCCGGCUCACAAAGUCGAAACUGCAGGUUUGAAAAUCAUGUGAAACGUUUCUGCAGGAUACAACAACAACAACAACAAUAACAACAACAACAACAACAGCAGCCGUCUGUAGCUGAGGAAGACAGGGAAAACUACGAGCCGAGUUCCUCAUGUCAUCCGAUUACAUUUGAGCGGACAAAAACAAAGACAGGACUCAAAAAUAAAAAGACUUGAAAGAAAGCUGCUUAAAUGGACUUUAAAGAGAAAAAAAUCAGGGUUUCUCUCUCUCUCUUUCUCUCUCUCUCUCGGGAUGUUCAUUUCUUGACUUGAGGAAGAAAUCAGUGCCUGAUGUUAUGAUCUGUGCUGUGGGAUGGAAUUUUUUCACACAUUAAAAACUGGUGAGAGCUGAGGUAGCAGCGCUUUGUUUACAUUUUUAUAGUUGUAAUCACUUUUUUUUUGCCUAUUGAGGAGUGGAAGUGUGGGUGUGCUCAAAUGAUUUUUCAGAGGAUGUUGUUUUACUCGUUAAUAUUUAUGCAUUAAUUUAGUGACGACUCUACAGUGUUAUUUUUCCCUCCAUGUUCCCCUUUUUUCCGUCAUCGUUCUGUUUUUAGGUCGGUAAUAAAUAAACAAAUGUGAGGUUUUUUUUCCCUUUUAGAGAUCUGUCCCCGCAGGAGUGAUGAAGUUUCCAGAUUAUUUUUAGUUUGAGGAUAAAUUUAAAAAGUCAAAAUAAGACCAAACAUAUCACAAGAUUUCUCUAUACUACUUCAUAUUGGUCGUUUCUGUGCGCCAAAAUGAGUUCCCAUUUACCCUUUAAAUACACUAAUGAGCUGCUGUAUGUGAACACUGAACAUGGUCAGACAUUAUAAUGAACACGGGUGCCCAAAAAUAGUCCCUGCUGAAGUUCAGAAAAGUUUUUAAACAGUGGUGUUUAUGUUUUAUUCAGAUUAAAAGGUUAGGCGACUUUAAUUUCGACCUGUUUCCAGAUUCAUGUGUUUAAAGCUGAACUAAAAGGGCUCUGAGAUGAGAGGGGAGUUUGCCGACUGCGCUGUUGAUGCACUUCUUAAAAUUUGAAUUAAAAUCAGUCGGCACAGGUCAAACACACAAGUAUAUGCACAUGCACAGAAUUGAAAAGGAACUCUGCUUUCUUCCAGACGUGAGAAGUUUCUGUUUUAUUUUCAUCGGAGUCGUCAUGCGGGGCUUUUUCUGCACCUGCUCCCUCCUGUUGAUACACUGGGUUUUAGCUUAAACCUGGAUGACACUUUAUAUUAUUUUUGGGAUUUAUACAACCUCUUUUAUGUACUUUCCCCACUUUGAUCCUGUUUUUACAUUUUCUUUUGCGUUGGUGUUCAAAAGUUAUGGAAAUGUGGACUUUGAAUGUAGUUGUUGCAGCUACGACCCGUCAGGCCUAAUUUCUGCAGAGGAGGAGGGAUCCAUUAUUGUUCACUGUGAAAUUUUCCUUCAUUUUUGAUAUUAAAAGAUGUUUUUUACAUACA
Molecule: messenger RNA, 9757 nt
Organism: Xyrichtys novacula (pearly razorfish)
Lineage: Eukaryota; Metazoa; Chordata; Actinopteri; Labriformes; Labridae
Source: the annotation of a GenBank genome assembly